AUGGCGGGACGCAUGGGAGGACCUCCUCUGCCAGACACAACUUUCCGCAACCUGGAGGAUCUCUGUGCAGAGGGGCGUGUGGGGGCCAUGGAAGAGCCACCUGGGAGUCUGUGGGUGCUGGAUGCCCGAGCCAGGGUCUGGGCCCGUGCCUGCGGGACAAAGCCCCUGCCCCCUGAGAGACAGGGCACUGCCCCGGCCUACUGCAUGGCCUCUCGGAGCCUGCGGGGCAGCCUCUGGGUGAGGGAUGGGGGACCCCAGAGAGUCAGGUACCCAAACGCGCUCCUCACGCCCGUGCACCGGGCACGCGGGCACGGCGAGUGCGGGGAGGCGGCUGACUGCGCUCGGGCCCUGACGAGGGAGCCUAGGGCCCGCCGAGAGGCGGGGGCGGCCGUGCUGCGGGGAUGGGGCGGGCGCCCGGGCCGCGGACGAGACGGAAGGGGCGGGCAGGCGGCCGGUGGUGCGGGCGCCCUCUCUCGGCCGCUCGGGGCAGCGCGCCGCCCUCCGCCGCCGCCGCCGCCGCAUCCCGGCGCCCGCCGCCCCGGCCGGAGCUGGAGGCGUCCCCGGGGGGCGAACUCGCCCCCAGGACCCGCUCCGGAGGUGGAGGCCCGGGCCAGGAGGGCCGGCCAGGGGGCGAGGAUGCCGAGGGGGGUUGCCUGCACCCUGCCGCUCGUCCGGCCCCGCCGAGGCCGCCUCCUGCCCGGCCCCGAGGCCGCGCGUCCGCAGGCACCCAGCUGCCUCCGGACCCGGCUGGCCGGGACGCUGCGGGCCCGGGACGCUGCGGGCCUAGCCCGCUGCGGGCCCAGCGCAUCGGAUGUCCGGGAGAGCGCCGAGGGCCUGGGCCGGAAGAGCCCCCAGAGCCUCCCCCUCGCCCCCAUUUCACGGACGCGGCCACCGAGGCCGGAGAGGGGCCGGAGCCUGUGGGAGCGCGGCGGGGACAAGCUCCCUUCCCCGGGAUCGGAGGCGGCAAACUCCGCGCUCGAGCCUCCGCGCCGCGCCCGCCGGCAGAGCCGGCGGAGCCGCGCGCCGCCCUGGCGCAUUCCCGCCGGCCUCGCUCUCGGCCUCCCGCCGCCCGGGUUCCGGGACUCCCAGGCCGGCCCCCCGCCCCCCAGAUCCAGGCGCAACAAGUCUGAAAGCAGCGCCGAGCAAGAGCGAGCGAGCCGGGAGGAAGGGCGCGCGGGGCUGGGCGCUCCGGGAUCCCGGCACGCGCAACGUUCGCCUCGGGGGACCCGGCGCGGGCGGCGGGCUGUCCGGACUGAUCGCCGGACCUGGCGGCACCCGGGCGUCCGGACGCAGAGUUUCGCGGCCACCUGCGGGGGCGAGGGAGGCUCUCUCCCUCGACCUCCCUCCCUGCCUCGGCGGCGGCGGGGGUCGCGGAGGAAUAGAAGGCUGCAGACUCUAGGAGACGCUAUGGCCGCCGCCUCAGACCCCAAAUACACGCGGGAGCCGCCGCACCCGGCAGCGGUCCACGGGCUCGGAGCCGCAUCCUCUGACAAGCCUUCCCGGCCACCAAGCUUCGCGGCGAUUUUCAGCUCUGCCGUGCCCUCCCGAAGCAGGCCCGAGGCGCGCUGUGCCCUGCCCAGGGGGCCGCGGGGACUAGCGGGAGAGGGCGGCCGGCCGGGCCCAGAGCACCAACCUGCCCGGGAGGGGGCGGGGGCCAGGCUAGUUCCUCGAGGCAGCUGCGCGGCGGCCGACGAAGACCGGCGGCCUCGGCCCGCUGGGAAUGGGGACCGAGGAGUGCCCGGCGCCCGGCCUCGCUGCUUCUCGCGGAGAGGGCGCAGGGAUGACCCAAAGUUCGGAUCCGCUUAUCCGCGCGGCCUGUCCGAGCGUGUGGAAAAGAUCAGAAUGGAACGAGGACACAAGGGGAACGCCUUCCCCAGCCGGCCCUGGCUCUGUGCAUGUGACGGGGAGGGCAGUCUUCCUCAGCCUGGCCUGCCACCCCGGCCAGGCUGCGGGUGUGUGGACUCGGGGGAGCCGAGCAGCGCCGAGGAACCUCUCCCACGUCCAGGUCGCCCCCUCCUCAACCCGCCCGGUGCGGGCGCGCGGAGACCUGCCAGAUUCCGUCGCCGCCGCCGGAGGAGGCAGGGGGCGGGGGCGGGAGGGGGGGUCCGAGCUCGGAGCGCCAACCUCGGAGCUACGAAGCCCCAAACGGCGAAGUUAGGAAGUCCGGGCGUCCGCCCCUCCCCCGACCCCCUCCCACCCUCGCUGCGCCCCCUCUCGCCGCGCCCCCAGUCCCCAGCCCCCCGCCAGAGCCUUCCUUACCUUCCCCGGCAGCAGCGGCCCCGCUGGCGAAGACUUGAUCGGGCGAGUUGCAAAUCCCCAGGAGCGCCCCGCGUCGCCGGCGGCCGAGCCGGGCGCCCGACCGGAGCGGGGGCUCCUCCUGCCGCCGCCACCCCCGGCCCGUUCCAGGCCUAG
This is a messenger RNA of Budorcas taxicolor (takin), 2412 nucleotides long. Its product is annotated as collagen alpha-1(I) chain-like. The transcript has 7 exons. The record is from RefSeq and is a predicted model, not a curated record. NCBI's taxonomy places the organism in Eukaryota, Metazoa, Chordata, Mammalia, Artiodactyla, Bovidae. Bases 1 to 2412 code for a protein of 803 amino acids.